Molecule: messenger RNA, 237 nt
Organism: Knipowitschia caucasica
Lineage: Eukaryota; Metazoa; Chordata; Actinopteri; Gobiiformes; Gobiidae
Source: the annotation of a GenBank genome assembly
AUGAACCACGCCUGCGGGGACAGAGUGAACCCAAACCCGCGAUUGCCCGAGUGCUGUGGAGGCCUUGAGAACGUGGACAUGUCUCAGAUGGACCUGGCACCAGUGCAAACACUCUUCAGACUAAUGGACUUCACUGAACCCACCUUUUGUGUGGCUGUUGCUGCCAUCGUCUUCAACCCUCUCUUCUGGAAUAUGAGCUCUAAGAGGAAAGGCUCAGGGCUGAAGAUCGCUGUUUGA